Molecule: messenger RNA, 1376 nt
Organism: Glycine soja
Lineage: Eukaryota; Viridiplantae; Streptophyta; Magnoliopsida; Fabales; Fabaceae
Product: EEF1A lysine methyltransferase 4-like
Exons: 8
Coding region: 269-1027 (252 amino acids)
Molecular function (GO): S-adenosylmethionine-dependent methyltransferase activity
Source: RefSeq, a predicted model, not a curated record
GGUGAAUGAAUCGUGAAGGAAUGAAUGCUGGAUAAGGAUUUGUAUCUAGAACCCAAGGCCCACACGCAAAACGGAAGCUGAAGCCCACGCAAAACACUUUCUGAUGAGUGAAGAGUUUCUCGUAUUUAUAUUUAUAUAAAUAAUAAAAAAAAAACAAAAACAAAAACAAAAAAUCUGGAUUCUGGUGUUGUGAGUCGCCGGCGUAUUCCACUCGAAGCACACACCAGCCAUAAUCGAUUACACACCGUGAUAAGAUAAGAUUGAAAAGAUGUUUAGGGACGUGUCAAGCUGCAACACGUACAACUACGGCGAGGCUGGGUAUUGGGACGCGCGCUACAUCCAAGAGGGUGGUUCCUUCGAUUGGUACCAGCGUUACUCUGCUCUCAGGCCUUUUGUUCGCAAUUUCAUCCCUCUUUCUUCCAGGAUUCUCAUGGUUGGUUGCGGCAAUGCUGUUAUGUCUGAGGAUAUGGUCAAAGAUGGUUACGAGGACAUCGUCAAUAUUGAUAUUUCUUCUGUUGCAAUUGACAUGAUGAGAACAAAAUAUGAGUACAUCCCUCAGCUAAAAUACAUGCAGAUGGAUGUCAGAGAUAUGAGCUUGUUUCCAGAUGAAUCUUUUGAUGGUGUUAUUGAUAAAGGAACUCUCGAUUCAUUGAUGUGUGGUACUGAUGCUCCAAUUAGUGCUGCUCAGAUGCUUGCCGAAGUUUGUAGACUACUAAAACCUGGAGGGACCUAUAUUUUGAUUACAUAUGGCGAUCCAACAGUAAGGAUGCCUCAUAUAAGCAGACCGGUGUUCAAUUGGAAAAUUACGCUGUAUAAUAUCCCAAGACCAGGAUUUCAAAAGCCCGAGAGUAGUACACCAUCAAGAAAAUCAUACUUGGAGCCCAUCCCUCUUACUGAAAAGGGCUUACUUCCAGCAGAUUUCGUUCUGGAAGAUCCAGAUUCUCACUAUAUAUAUGUUUGUAAAAAGAUAAAUGACACAGAGAUAGAAAAUAUACCUGCAUACCAAUUAACAGCUGAUGUUUUAUAGAUCCGACUUACAUUGAAGCACUGAUGAAGGUAGUAUUUAUCCUCUUCACAAACUUUGAUGUGCAUCAUAGUCAUUUAAGUGGUUGUUCUUGUCAUCUGUACCACUGGGACAAGUUACCACCAUCAAUGUGUUGUUUGUAAUAGCAUUUUAUUCCCAUAAAUUAGAGUAAUGAAGCUAGCAUGUAGAGAUGAUUGGUAUUAUUAAAAUCUUGAAGAAAUCAGACAAAUUGACUGAUUAAUGUAUUGUUUUGCCCGUGAUUUUGUCUGGAUGAAUGGAUUGUGGUUGUAACAUGUAAAUGGCGUUUUCUUUGCCUCAAGCUUGAAUUCUAUUAUAAUACGUUUCUGUCCUA